Dermatophagoides pteronyssinus (European house dust mite) is the source of this 3785-nucleotide messenger RNA. RefSeq names its product NAD(P) transhydrogenase, mitochondrial-like. The record is from RefSeq and is a predicted model, not a curated record. Gene Ontology annotation, cellular component: mitochondrial inner membrane. Gene Ontology annotation, molecular function: NADP binding. Gene Ontology annotation, biological process: proton transmembrane transport; NADPH regeneration. NCBI's taxonomy places the organism in Eukaryota, Metazoa, Arthropoda, Arachnida, Sarcoptiformes, Pyroglyphidae.
UGGUUUUUUGUUUUGUUUUUUGUUUUCUGUUCAGCACUGCAGUAUUUCACGUUGGCAGAAUUUAUUGGAAAAAGACGAAAAAAACUUCACCACUUCAUCAUCAUCUUUGUUUGAUGAUUGAUCGAUUGAUGUUUGUUACCAUAACCACGAUCAUCAUCAUCAUCAAAUAAUCAUCGACCACGACCAAUUACCACUUUUUUUUACCUCAAAAGUUUUUCUGUUCCAAAAACAAGAGCAUUGAAUCCUGGCCCUAGGUUUUUGUCUGCUGUUGCUAGGCCCAUAUUUUGUAUUAUUAUGUGUGUUGGUUGGUCAUAGCAAAAUCACCACCGCCACCUUUAUAUCAGUUUGUUGACAGGUGAUUUUUGAGUGAUCAUUUUUCUUCUGGCUUGGUUCGAAAAAAGCCCAACGAACAAAUCAAAAAUUGAAUAAAAAUGUUACUUUUUUUAAAUAAAUUUCCACAUCAUCAUUAUCAUCAUCAAUCAAUAACAUCUUCUUGUCGUAGAUAUUUCAUUACUACAAGCCGAAAACAAUGUCAACAACAAACAAAACAGCAACAACAGAAGCCGGCUGAACAGAUAAAAUCAUCAACAACUACUACUACGUCUACUGGUUUAAGUUAUAAAAAUCUUAAAAUUGGCGUCCUAAAAGAAACAUUCAAUAAUGAACAUCGUGUUGCAAUUGUACCAUCAUCGGUAUCAUUAUUUGUUAAAAAAGAUAUAAAAAUAUUGGUCGAACAGAAUGCCGGAUUAGAAUCAAAAUUUUUAAAUUCCGAUUAUGAAUCAAAAGGUGCUAAAAUUGUUGAUCGUAAACAAUUAUUUUCCGAAUCGGAUAUCAUUGUAAAAGUUCGUCCACCAUCAUUUGAUAUUGAAACAAAAUUGUUUCGUAAUGAAUCAACUUUGGUUAGUUUUUUGUUUCCAGCACAAAACAAACAACUAAUCGAACAAUUAGCAUUAAAACGUAUGAAUGUUUUUGCUAUGGAUUGUAUUCCACGUAUUUCACGUGCACAAGUUUUUGAUGCAUUAAGUUCAAUGGCUAAUAUUGCCGGCUAUAAAGCUGUCAUUGAAGCAGCAAAUCAUUUUGGUCGAUUUUUUACCGGUCAAAUAACAGCUGCAGGUAAAAUUCCACCGGCAAAAAUUCUAGUUAUUGGUGGUGGUGUUGCUGGCCUAUCUGCUAUUGGUACGGCUAAAAAUAUGGGAGCCAUUGUUCGUGGAUUUGAUACACGUCCUGUGGUUAAAGAACAAAUUGAAUCACUUGGUGCAGAAUUUUUAGAAUUAGAUUAUAAAGAAUCGGGUGAAGGUCAUGGUGGUUAUGCAAAAGAAAUGUCCAAAGAAUUUAUUGAAGCUGAACAUCGUUUAUUUUAUCAACAAUGUAAAGAUGUUGAUAUUAUUAUAUCGACAGCAUUAAUACCUGGAAAACGUGCACCAAUAUUGAUUACAAAAGAUAUGAUUAUGUCAAUGAAACCUGGUUCGGUUGUUGUUGAUUUAGCCGCUGAAAAUGGUGGUAAUAUUGAAACAACUAAACCGGGUGAAAUUUAUACACAUCAACCAUCAGGUGUUAUACAUAUUGGUCUUACUGAUCUACCAUCACGUUUACCAACACAAUCAUCAACAUUAUAUUCAAAUAACAUUUCCAAAUUUUUAUUAUCAAUUUCCAAACAUCAAGAUUCAUUUGAUAUUAAUUUAGAUGAUGAAGUUGUUCGUGGAUCAAUUGUAUUGCAUAAUGGUAGAUUACUUUGGCCACCACCACCACCACCGAUUCAUACACCAACAACAACCACCGAUAAAACUAUAGAAGCUAAGCCAUCAUCAACUGAUACCAAAGUUAUGGCCGCACCACCCAAAGAAUUAUUACCUCGUGAUUAUUUUCAACAAACACUUAAAACUGCUUUGAUCUAUUCGGGUGGUCUUGGAUCAUUGAUUGGUUUAGGAUCGAUAGCACCGAAUGCUGCAUUCACAACAAUGGCAACAACAUUUAGUUUGGCUGGUAUUGCUGGCUAUCAUACUGUUUGGGGUGUUACACCUGCUUUACAUUCACCACUUAUGUCGGUUACUAAUGCUGUAUCCGGAAUUACAGCUGUUGGUGGUUUACUUUUAAUGGGUGGUGGUAUAGUUCCCGAAACAUUACCACAAAUUCUUGGUGCAACAGCUUUAACCAUUUCAACUGUUAAUAUUGCUGGUGGAUUUUUAAUUACACAACGAAUGUUAGACAUGUUCAAACGUCCAACAGAUCCACCAGAAUAUAAUUAUCUUUAUGCUAUACCGGCAGCCACAUUUACUGGUCUUUAUGCUAUGGCAGCAUUGAACGGUAUGGAUCAUGUGCAUCAAAUGGCCUAUCUUGGUGCUUCGCUUUGUUGUGUUGGAGCAUUAGCCGGACUUAGUUCACAGAAAACGUCUCGACUUGGUAAUGCUCUGGGUAUGAUCGGUGUUACCGGAGGUUUGGCAGCCACAUUAGGACUAAUGAAUUUAACACCUGAAUUAUUAACACAAAUUGGUGGCUGUAUGACUGGUGGUGGUUUGCUUGGUUUGAUCAUAGCUAAAAAAUUAGAAAUUACCGAUCUACCACAAUUGGUUGCAGCAUUUCAUUCAUUAGUUGGUUUAGCUGCAGUUCUUACCUGUUUUGCAACAUAUCUUCAUGAUUUUCCAACAUUAGCAACUGAUCCGGCUGCUAUGACCAUCAAGACGGCUUUGUUUUUGGGAACAUUUAUCGGUGGAAUAACUUUUAGUGGAUCAUUGAUUGCCUAUGGUAAACUUCAAGGAUUACUUGAUUCAGCACCAACAUUAUUACCUGGCCGACAUGUAAUCAAUUCAGCAAUGAUGUUAGCUAGUGCAGGUUCAAUGGGUUAUUUCUUAAUGGAUCCAUCCAAAAUGGCUGGAUUAUCUUCAUUAGGUACGGCUACAGCUUUAUCAACAAUUUUAGGUGUUACAUUAACAUCGGCUAUUGGUGGUGCCGAUAUGCCUGUUGUGAUUACCGUAUUGAAUAGUUAUAGUGGAUGGGCAUUAUGUGCUGAAGGUUUUAUGUUGAACAAUAAUCUAAUGACUAUUGUUGGUGCAUUGAUUGGAUCUAGUGGUGCUAUUCUUUCGUAUAUUAUGUGUAAGGCCAUGAAUCGUUCAUUACCGAAUGUUAUUCUUGGUGGAUUUGGUCAAACUGGUUCAACAUCUACUCGUGCCAUUACUGGUACACAUACCGAAUGGAAUGUUGAUCAAUCUGUUGAUGCUAUUAAAGAUGCUAAAAAUAUUAUCAUUACACCUGGUUAUGGUUUAUGUGUAGCUAAAGCACAAUAUCCAUUGGCUGAAAUGAUUCAAGUGCUACAAAAACAGGGUAAAAAUGUACGUUUCGGUAUACAUCCUGUUGCCGGAAGAAUGCCUGGUCAAUUAAAUGUAUUAUUAGCUGAAGCUGGUGUACCAUAUGAUAUUGUUUUGGAAAUGGAUGAAAUUAAUGAUGAUUUUCCUGAAACUGAUUUAACAUUAGUUAUCGGUGCUAAUGAUACAGUAAAUUCUGCAGCCGAAGAUGAUCCUGAAUCAAUAAUAGCUGGUAUGCCUGUAUUACGUGUUUGGAAAUCUAAACAAGUUAUCGUUAUGAAACGUAGUCUUGGUGUUGGUUAUGCUGCUGUUGAUAAUCCAAUAUUUUUCAAUCCAAAUACGGCUAUGUUAUUGGGUGAUGCUAAAAAAACAUGUGAUGCAUUAUUGAAUCGUAUCAAAGAAUCAUAUUCCGAUUAAUUAAUUAAUUCCUUUUUAUUUUAUUUUAUUUUUUCUAUCUAAUUUUUCUUCUGGUGUAAUACGCACACU